Molecule: messenger RNA, 1172 nt
Organism: Ictalurus punctatus (channel catfish)
Lineage: Eukaryota; Metazoa; Chordata; Actinopteri; Siluriformes; Ictaluridae
Gene: leg9
Product: galectin-9
Biological process (GO): negative regulation of CD4-positive, alpha-beta T cell proliferation; positive regulation of gene expression; negative regulation of type II interferon production
Cellular component (GO): cytosol; nucleus
Molecular function (GO): galactoside binding; carbohydrate binding
Source: RefSeq, marked provisional
AUAAACGAAAGCAGGAAAAUGGCAUAUUACUUACCGCAACAGCCAUUUUACAACCCACAAGUCCCUUUUACUGGCUCAAUCCAAGGAGGCUUGAUGGAUGGCAAGAGUAUCACUGUAAGUGGACGAGUUUUACCAGGAGCCAACAGGUUCCAUGUGAAUCUCCAGUGUGGUUCCAGACCGGAUGCUAAUGUUGCCCUGCACUUCAACCCACGUUAUGACCACAGUUCAGGAUACAUAGUGACCAACACCAAGCAGAAUAACUGCUGGGGUACGGAGGAACGCAUAUACCAGGCCCUGUUCCCCAUGGGAAGCCCCUUCAACCUGCUGAUCCUGGUUACAAGCCACUCAUACAAGAUCAGUGUCAAUGGCAUCCAUAUCAUGGAUUACAAGCACCGUAUCCCAUUCAACAUGGUGGACACUAUCACAGUGGAUGGGAUGGUGCAGGUUAAUAGCAUCGGUUUUCAGGAGCCUGUGGGUAUUGUACCUGUCCACGCUGGAUUCCAGCCACAGUUUGCUUAUGCUCCUGGAUAUGGCGUGCCUGCAGUUCCUGCUCCAGCAAGCUAUAGUGUGCCAUACAAAGCCAUCAUCAAUGGUGGAUUAUAUCCAGGCAAAAACAUUUCCAUCCAAGGUGUAGUUUAUCCUCAUGCUUCCAGAUUUUCCAUUAACCUGCGUCACAGAAAUGGGAUUGCCUUUCAUUACAAUCCUCGUUUUGAUGAGAACUUGGUUGUGCGCAAUACCCAAACAGUGGAGAACUGGGGCUCAGAGGAGCGCUCUGGAGGCAUGCCAUUUCAAAAGGGACAAAACUUCCAGAUCAUCAUUUCCUGCAAUCCCCAUCAUUACAACGUGUUUGUCAAUGGGAAUCAAGUGCAUACCUACGACCACCGCUUCACCAGGCUGAAUGAGAUUGAUGUUCUGGAGCUGUCUGGUGAUCUAAACUUGACUGCUGUAAAUGUUUAACUGGAUAUUUACCAAAUCACAGUCUACAGUUACAGUUUUUUAAUAAACCAACCAGUCAGUAAAGCCUGUGAACUGCUUUGGAAAAAGCAAAUAAAUAUGACAAUGUUAAUCUUACAUAUUUAAUCUUGUUAAAUACAACAAAUAUAAUCUUUUUAUUACAAAUAUAUGAACAUAAAGAAUGAACUGUAAUAAUUCAAAUAAACCACUUUUUUACU